AUGAGCUCGCCCUCGCCCUCGGGCGUCGGAUCGCCGUCUGCCAGCCCCACGACGCCCCUGCAGACUCUCGCUGGUCUGGCGUCGCGACGCUCCUCGGCCGCGAGCGUAAGGGGGCUGGGCCCGCUGUCGCCCACGCUGACACUCUCCCCGUCAACUGGGCCAACACGGAGCUUUUCCCAGGCGUCUCCCUCAUCAACAGCAACACUCACCUCACCUCCACAACAGGCUGGAUUGUCGCCCGGCGGAUCGAGUCCUGGCGUCUCACCCCGACCGGCGCUGGGAAGAAGAAUGAGCCGCACAGCCGGCAUGACGCUCACUGCUGCUGGUGCUGCGCUGGGAAGUAGCUAUCAGGCGCCAUUGCCUGUCAACGCGAGUGUGGCCAGCCAGCUCUCCCUCAUGGGAAGCACCUUCCUUCCCGACGAUGAGUUUGUCGAGGGCGCGACGGUCUCGAUCAACCAGCCAGUCGGCAGUCUAUCCAUCUCGCCGAGCUCGCGUGACGUGUGUCUGGCGAGCAGGAAGGGACUGUACAUCCUCGACCUCGCCAAUCUGGAGAAGGCCCCGCGGUUCAUCCCUCAAGGAGGUACAUGGCAAAUCGCCGACAUGGACGCGGGUAUUCGCGGCUGGGACCUGCGUGUACAGGGGUCUACGCCUAUCAUUCGUCUCUCGGCGUGGGGAGCCGCCGGCACACAAGUCAAGUGGAACAGGAAGGCGGAGCACAUCCUCGCCACGGCGCACGGGACCCGCGUUCUCGUCUGGGACGACCGGUAUGGCUCCGUCCCCGUCGCGACGAUACAGGCGCACGACUCAAAGAUCUACGGCAUAGACUGGGACCGGCGGCUGCGGCACCGGCUCGUCACCUGCUCGUUGGACAAGACGAUCAAGUUCUGGGACAUUCCCUCUGUCGUCUCCGAAGACGACAGGAGCACACUCGCAAGCGAGGACUUCUCCGCCGGCGAGCCGUUCACGAAUGCAACGAUCCAGACAGGCUAUCCCGUCUGGCGGGCGCGAAAUUUGCCCUGGGGUCAUGGCGUGCUCGCAUUACCGCAGCGAGGGGAGACGGCGCUCGAGAUGUUCGGCACGGACGGGAGCAACGUCCCGAUCGAGCGGUGGGAGGGCUCCUCGGGCGUGGUCAAGGAGUUUGUGUGGCGACGGCGCGGCGGCGCAGACCCCGACUUCGAGGACCGCAACUUCCAGCUCAUCACGUGGAGUCUCGACCGCAAGCUGCGUAUCUGGCCGAUGCCCAAGGAUCUCCUCGAGCGCGCGGGGUACAAGCCCGGCGCUCCUAUCGAUGUUGACGUGACGCGCCGCGGCGCUAUCGACCGCACGUUCUCCGUUCCCCUCGAUCCGCUAGGACAGGCGCUGAAGCCACUCGGACCGGAGAAGCCGACGAUACCCAGUGGAAUCGCACGUCAGCGCAUGCUCCAGCGUCCUGCGCUCACGAGCAUGACCCGCGGUGGUAAGUCGACACGCAAGAUCGGCCAGAUUGAGUGGCUCUCGCGUAUCGUUAAGACUGGCCCGGGCGCUGCCGCGGUCGCCUCCGACUCGAGCGCGGGUCCAUCUCGCGCCCCCUCCGUCGCCGGACGCGACUCGACGAAUGGAUCCAGCUCGCGAUCACGCUCCAAGGGACCGCAUGGCGGACGCACGGAGUCCUUAAGGCACAUGAGUCAGACUCGCGGUCUUAGCCUGACCCGCGCGUCGUCGGUCAACACGGGCGUCGGCACCGAGUCUGUCUCCGACCUGAUUCCGCUCAAGGACGAGGUGCUCUCUGUGCACAAGAUGUUCCCCAAAUCCAAGGUGAACUUUGAGAAGUUUGAUCUAUCUCAGCGCAAGCUGACCAUGUCGCUGAAUGGCCCUUGGGCCAAUGGAGACCGGUACGCCUUCAUCCGCGUGCAUUGGAGCUUCCCCCCGAACUAUCCCUACGGACCUGAGAUCCCGACGUUUGAGCUUGAGCGCAACGCGACUGUCUCCCCGAUCACGCGGCACCGCAUGAUCUCGACGAUCAAGGAAAUGCGGGCUGCAAACCGCCAGUGCCUCAUCAGCGUCACCGAGUUCCUGCUCGGAUACCACGAGCGCACGUCUCGUCGCGUCGUCGACGAGGACUCGGACAGCGACACGGGAGUCGACGAAGCGGCGAACGUGCCUAUGCUGAUCCGCACGACGGGGGCCGCCUUCGGCCCUAACGGGCAGCUCGUGUGCUUCUUUCCGAAACAGACUGUACUCCCGCGAGCGAGGUCGGGACACUCUCGCUCCCCUUCUCGCGAGGACCCAAUGUCAACGCCGCUCGCCAAGGCACUCAGCGCGCUCAGUCGGCUCGAGAACCCGCACAACAAGCCGACAAUGGUCCGCUACAAGCGCCACGUGCGCACGAUGCAGGCCCAGCUGCAGCCGAUGCAAUCUCGCUCCACGCUGUCGCUGUACAACGUCUCGCACCUCGUGCCCGAGCCCGAUCCCGAGCUCGCGCGGCUGUACACGGCAAGCAUCGACGGUAACCUCGUCCACGCGCUCGAAGUCAAGAAGCUGGAGCACGCCGAGGUGUGGGCCGCGCUGCGCGCGCUGCUCACUGACCCUCCACCGCCGUACUCCGACCACGCACCGCUGUCUCGCACAGCAGCAACACACGCGGAGCGUUUCCGAUGGGAACGGGAGAUGGAGCGCAAGCGCUGCGUCGUGGACGGUAUCUUUGACCGCCUCAUGGAGCGCAUGGACAUGCAGAUGCUUGCGCUGGUAUCGUGCUGUCUGCUCGAGUACGAGCAGAGCGCGCCGCCCCCACCGGCGAUCGAGGAGGUCGCGCAGCCCGAACCGUCCUACUUCGGUAUGCGGAAGGUGAGCCGUGCGUCGGCCGGCAGCGGCGGAACCUCCGGCACGGCCGUCACGCCCUUCGGCCCCGGAAGGAGAAGCAGCAGCCUUACCCCCUCGACGCCUGUCAGCGCUACGGGCCCAGGCAGCCUUAGGACGAGUGGCUGGAGCCAGAUCUUAAUGAAUCCCUCAUCAAUCAGCUUAAGGGGCAUGGCGUUGACGCCGCGCGACCGGACGUCGUUCGACCAGGAGCGCACUCCCGGGUCGUACGAGGAGCGCUCGCCGGUUGCAAUUCCUGGCACGCCCUCGCGGCACGACCACCCCUUCACGCGACACGAGAGUCACUCGUCGAUCACGGGUUUGCCGGGGCUGCCGUCGCCGAGGCGUAGGGCUACGCGCCCCUUCGCCCGCUCGGGCAGCAUGGCUCUGGCUUCCCCGCCGCUGCCCCCUGUUCCGCCGACACCAACAGGCCGGAGCGUGGACGAGCGUGCUGCGACCGCCUCGGCUUCGUCUGUCCCCGAGUCGAGCAACUUAGCGACGUCCGCGCCCAGGACGGGAACGAAGGUAUCUUUCGGCAACUCCAGGCAAACUCGAACGCCGCCGGAUGACUUGCGGCGUGCACCUCGAGUUCUCCUCGGACGCCCCACCUCCGAGCUUGCUCCGCUCCGAGCUCCUACCCUUGGCAGAGCUGUGGAAACUGGCUGCGCCGACGGCGGGCUCAGUGCCAACUUCAGCCAGACCCGUCCAGAGGGUCCGACGCGGCAAGUCCUCGUCGAAGACCCAAGGACGCAGGCAUCGAAGCGCUUCGAGCGCAGUAGCCGUUUCGUCGACCUGACGGGCGGCAACUCGCGCCCAGCUUCGCGCUCUCGUGAGCGGAAACGCGAUGCCGGCUCGUUCGGUAGUGUGGGGAGCGGAUACUCGGCCGCUGGGGGGUAUGCGCAGGGCGGCUUCAGCAGCUUCGGGGGUGAGCUCGGGCUCAAGCUCACGCCGAGCCAUACCGAUGAAGAGGAGUAUCAUUCGCAGUCGAUUGCGGCGCUCCAGAGUGUGGAGCAGCGGGACGCGGAACGAGAACGCGAAGGGAGGGAUAGAGAGAGGGAACGCGAGAGGGAGAUGAGUCCCCCGCCCCGCGAGGCUGCGAGGGAGGGUAUGCUCGCGAGAGCCAGGGCUAGGGCGCUAGGGCCGGAAGGCAUCCUGCCGUGGUAG
This is a messenger RNA of Trichosporon asahii var. asahii CBS 2479, 3999 nucleotides long. RefSeq lists its product as uncharacterized. The transcript has 4 exons. Gene Ontology annotation, molecular function: protein binding. The record is from RefSeq and is a predicted model, not a curated record. NCBI's taxonomy places the organism in Eukaryota, Fungi, Basidiomycota, Tremellomycetes, Trichosporonales, Trichosporonaceae. The coding region runs from base 1 to 3999 and encodes 1332 amino acids.